CGCCGGGCCGAGCCCCAAGUAUCGCGGGAGUCGGGCGCCGCCGCUGCAGCCAUUGGGCGGCGCGCCGGAGGAGAGGCGGCGGCGGCGGCGGCGGCAGCGGCAGCUGACGCGCGGCUCCCGACCCGGCGAGGCAGCGGUGCGGAGCCGAGCCCGGCGCAGCCUCGGCCGCGCCUCGGGGCCGCUGUCCCGCCUCGGCGGCCAUGAGGAGGAGGAGGGCGGCGGCGCCGCGCUUGGCCCCGGGCGGGCGGCGGCGCUGCUGAGCGCGGGGGGCGCGGCUGUGGGGCUCGGCGUCCCGCCUCAGGCACUUGGACAGUUACCCAGCAGUUAGUGCUCCAAUAGUACUUUGGGAGCAUGGCCGCAGCAGAACUCCCAGUCCUGACGUUGAAUGCAGCUUAUAAUGUGGGAUGCUUUUCUUUGCUUCCAUAUGGGAUUUUAACUGUGGAAGUUUGAUACGUCUCAGCAACUGCCGUCUUUCCUCAGAAACUGAGCUAGAAACCAAGUAAAGCAAUGAGGAGAUUUGUUUACUGCAAGGUGGUUCUGGCCACUUCUCUCAUAUGGGUGCUUGUGGACGUCUUUUUACUUUUAUACUUUAGUGAAUGUAAUAAAUGUGACGACAAGAAAGAGAGGUCUCUGCUGCCUGCUCUGAGGGCUGUUAUUUCUCGAAGCCAAGAAGGACCUGGAGAGAUGGGAAAGGCUGUGCUCAUUCCCAAGGAUGACCAGGAGAAGAUGAAAGAGUUGUUUAAAAUCAACCAGUUUAACCUUAUGGCCAGUGACCUGAUUGCCCUGAACCGAAGUUUGCCUGACGUGAGAUUAGAUGGGUGCAAGACAAAGGUCUACCCCGAUGAGCUCCCCAACACAAGUGUAGUGAUUGUGUUUCACAACGAAGCCUGGAGCACCCUGCUUCGGACCGUGUACAGCGUUAUCAACCGCUCGCCGCACCGCCUGAUUUCUGAAAUCAUCCUGGUGGAUGACGCCAGCGAGAGAGAGUUUUUGAAGGCCUCGUUGGAGAACUACGUGAAAAACCUGGAAGUCUCCAUCAAGAUCAUCCGGAUGGAGCAGAGGUCGGGACUGAUCCGCGCGCGGCUCCGCGGGGCAGCAGCCUCCCGAGGGCAGGUGAUAACGUUCCUGGACGCGCACUGCGAGUGCACCCUGGGCUGGCUGGAGCCACUGCUGGCCAGGAUCAAGGAGGACAGGAAGACCGUUGUCUGCCCGAUCAUUGAUGUGAUCAGCGAUGACACAUUUGAAUACAUGGCUGGAUCUGAUAUGACUUAUGGAGGGUUCAACUGGAAACUGAACUUUCGCUGGUAUCCAGUUCCCCAGAGAGAGAUGGACAGGAGGAAAGGAGACAGGACCUUGCCUGUCAGGACCCCUACUAUGGCUGGUGGCCUAUUUUCUAUUGACAGAAACUACUUUGAAGAGAUAGGAACUUACGAUGCAGGAAUGGAUAUCUGGGGUGGAGAGAAUCUUGAAAUGUCUUUUAGGAUUUGGCAGUGCGGUGGCUCCCUUGAGAUUGUCACCUGCUCGCAUGUUGGCCAUGUUUUCAGAAAGGCAACACCUUACACCUUCCCUGGUGGCACGGGACAUGUCAUCAACAAGAACAACAGGAGACUGGCAGAGGUCUGGAUGGAUGAGUUUAAAGACUUCUUCUAUAUAAUAUCCCCAGGUGUUGUUAAGGUGGAUUAUGGUGAUGUAUCCGUCAGAAAAGCACUAAGAGAAAAUCUGAAGUGUAAACCCUUCUCGUGGUACUUGGAAAACAUCUAUCCCGACUCCCAGAUUCCACGGCGCUAUUACUCGCUUGGUGAGAUCAGGAACGUUGAAACCAACCAGUGUCUAGACAACAUGGGCCGCAAGGAAAAUGAAAAAGUGGGCAUUUUCAACUGCCACGGCAUGGGAGGAAAUCAGGUGUUUUCCUACACCGCUGACAAAGAGAUCCGCACGGACGACUUGUGCCUGGAUGUCUCGAGGCUGAACGGUCCCGUCAUCAUGCUGAAGUGCCACCACAUGAGAGGGAACCAGCUCUGGGAGUACGAUGCUGAGAAGCUCACCCUGAGGCACAUCAACAGCAACCAGUGUCUGGAUGAGCCGUCAGAGGAGGACAAGAUGGUUCCCACCAUGAGGGAGUGCGGUGACAGCCGUUCCCAGCAGUGGCUGCUGCGCAACAUGACCCUGGGUGCCUGAAGUCGGCGCAGACCCGCUGCCUCGGCCAGGAUGUCCUGCUCCUCCUCCUCCCCUCCUCCUUGCUGAGGACAGUGGUGCUGAAGCCCUCUCCAAACACCGGCUGUCGGAGCAAAGCCACAGUGUGUGUGUGGGGCGGUCUUUGAUGUGGCAGGUCUCCAUGUGCCCCUUUGAAACCUGGGACUGUUCAGAAGAAGCUCAUCUGAGUCUAUAAAUCAAAACGUGCUGUUACCAACACAAACGUGCUUCAAAAAUGGUUCCAGAGAAACCUCUCUAAACCCUACAUCAAAGAGGUUGGGAUGGAGAGUGUUUUCUGUGUGUCACACACCACAGCGGAGAAGUAACCCGAUAUAAAAUGCCUUAUGAUGCUAACUGGCAGUGGGAACCGUCCUGGCAGGCAUCUCCUGAGCUGGAUGUGUUGGUGCUGGUCUUCCUUGGCAACGUGGUGGGAAUAUUUGCUGUUCUCCCGUGUCGAGUGGGACUCGGUGGAUAACCACACUGAGCAGCAAUGUUGCCAGACAGAGGGAAAGCUUAGUGGUUUGUGCCAGGCAAAAAAAACCACCAUAAAGGAUCCUGUUGUUUGAAAAGGCAGCAAAACUGAGCAACGACUGCACUCAGAAAUUGAAAUUAAAUCAAAUGAGGCAACAGCAAAAAACAGCAGCAGCAUUUAGCAGGAGUGAUGCACGUGGGUACCUCAGACCAGCGCAGGCGAGACUGUCCUCGGCUGUGGGAAGGGAAGUGGCUGAGGCUGACACCGGGGCAGCUGUGGGGGGGUUGCAGGUGGAGGCACCACACACUGGCCCUCUGAGACCACUGGAGACCGUGAGUCAGUCUGAACUUGAUCCAUAGCUGCUACCCUUAAGCAUUAGUGCAUAGCUGCAUCCCACCCAGGACACAGCCCAGAGCUUCAUCCCUGGAUCCCCGAUGCACAGAGGAUAAAACUGCAUCGACUCUGCCUUCUGGGCCCAGAUGUUCUUGCUUCGAUAGCAAUGAGAGAUGCUUAUUUUUAUUUUUAAUAAUUUUGUGGCUUAAUCAUUUUGUUAGCAUGGUUAUGAAAAACGUGCUGAUGACACGCAGUCGUGUCGGAGGUAUUGCAGGAACUGAGGCCUGUGGUGGGGUGUGGGGAAGGGUCCUGUACGUAAGGGUGACAUUUCCUAUAUGUACUGGUGACAUUUCCUUUGGUGACCCCAGCAGCAUGCACUCCCCAAAAUGCAUCUGUUGCACGAUGGGUUGGGCAGGGGUUUUGGCAAUAGUCUGUAACGUCCCGUUGCCGAGAGGGGCCACGGGGGCUAAAUCACAGGGCAGCAGCCGCAGCGUAAUUCCAGCACGGGUAAGUGGUGAAAUGGUUUCCCAUUAUUUCACUCACAGCUCCUCAAAAGGUCUGUUUAUGCACUAGGUCAUUAAAAAUUAUGGUAUUUUCUGUAUAAUGCUCUGGUUGUUACGGAUUAAUAGUGUCAUAUAUGUAUGUAUUAUAAAUUUAUAGAUCAUCCAUAUUUUCUUGAUACACAUCAUUAAAUGAAAAAUAGAAGGAUAUUAAAUUGGAAAAGUGAUUGCUGUGCAUGCAUGGGAGCUAGAGUAUCACGGAUUAACUCACAUUGGAAGCUCAUCUAGUCCAGCCUCCCUGCUCAGUGGGGUCAAACACUUCCAGUUCUCAGCUUCAGCUUGCCACAGAGGAACACAACAUGGCUUAGAAGCUGGUGAAACGGGAGAAGGCUGAAAUGCUGCUUCACAGAAAGAGCGUGCAGACACCAUGAAAAAAUUUAGACACCAGUCUCCAUGCAGAAAAAAAAUGAAUAAAUUGUCUCUUCUUCUCCUUUGCAAAGGCUUUCACCACGUGCACAGCCACUCGUGCCGGUAAGUCGUGUGGGCAGGCACUUGGCUUCUGCAUGUCCCUGCAGAAGUGAGUGUUGUGGAAGGUCCUGCAGCAUCCAGGAGCCUCAGGAGGGGGUAGCUGGGGGUGCCGUCUGUUCGGGGGCUUCUUGACGUCACAGCUGGAGGGUCAUGGCAAAUGCAGCUGUCUGGGCUUUGAGGUGCAAUCUCAAAAAAAGAUGAAUAAAAUGAUAUUUCUCUUUAGAAUUACUAUAAAGGUUAAUACUCCUAUGAAGUGUGUAAUCCCUUGGCUAAGAUAGGAAGCUUGCAGUGUUUGGGUAUGGUUAGUGCCUGCCCUGCUGUGUCCCUGCUUGGGGGGGGAAGGAAGGGAGGAGCCCUGUGUUGGAUGGUACUUAUUUAGGGGCAAGCAUCCCUCACAGCCGCAGCAGAAGUAUUGCUCUAGGUCUUCUGUGUGUUAGCAGGAUGGCCCGCCAUUUAGAAAUUAUGCUCAGACCUAGAAAAAAAGCACUGAAGUACCGGUUUCACUCCAGUCAUGGUGAGUUUUUCCAUGGGCUUUGAAGGGUGGAUCCUGGAUUUACCCCCUCGGUGAGGAUACAGAAGCCCCGUGAGUCUCAUUGCAGAGGAAUCUCACACGAAGCCUCACCUGUGGAGCGUGCGGUGGUGAUGGUGAGGGUGCCUUAAAUGCAGAUACAGCAUCAGAGGUGGGAAAUGAUGGGGUUUGGCAAAUGAAUGUAAGUUACUGCGCUUGGGUCCCUGCCCUUCCUCCUGCUGCUGAAUUCAGGUGUUGCCUUGGCAAGCAAUUUGGGCUAAAAUAAUUUAAAAUAGCUCGUUCGGUUGCCUCUGUUGGUGAGUGUCUGAAGCUCAGUACCCACAAACAGACCACAGCCAAAAAGCAUCGGUUGGACUUUGUUUCCCCAUUUAUACAAUAUCUCAGAAAGUUGCCAGGAGGAUUGACUUCUAUUUGCAAAAUGUGUUUAAAAUAUAAAGACUCCUACAAGUGCUGAGUAUUUGUUGUUUUCACUGUAAAAGUGUGGCUGGUUCUCCUGUUUUUUAAGACUGGCUUGGAUGAAAUGGGAGUGAGCUGUAAUGCUAGGUGGCAUUGGCAGACCGAAUGGUUUGAAGAGUAAGUUGAACCAUAAAUGCUGUAAAAAGUUCCUUUCGAUCUCCUGGUACCUUCAGGUGAUGAAUGGAGGCAGGGAACCCAGGUACGACCCCAGAACUGAAAUAGGCAGUUGGAUCAAUCGACCCAGAUGGGUUUCUCUGCCGAUACCUAUUUCCCAGUCGCCAGGAGGAUUUAUUGAGUUCUUGCACUCUGAUAGGAACAAAUAGCGCUUUGAAGAAAAGCUGCAAAACCACGUUCUGAUUUUUUUUAUUAUUAUUAUUUUAUUGGAAAUGGGAGAUCUCAUCUGAUCCUGUGCCCUUGGGCUGCAUCUCGUGGGGGUGCUGGGCAGAGCCUCGCGCCAGGUGAUCCUCGCAAGGUCAGAGCACAGCUGGUGAGCCCACACCAUGCGUAACCUGCUGCUCGCCACGAGCCGCUACCUGGUCCGACGGCACUGAGCAAACACCAGCAAUGUGAUUUAACACUUCUGUGGCUUCCCAUGGGCCAUGCUUACCCUCCAACGUGUAAUAACGUCCAUCCAGACUCAUUGCUCCGACACGUGGCCACCCCCCUUGUAUUUUUAUUUUUUUUUUAUUAUUAUUUUUUUCUCCACGAGCACAUAUCCAGCACAGCUCGGCAAAGCAGUGCCUUGCCAAAAGCCCACGGCACCCUGAGAUCAUACACAGUUUAUUUGAAAAAUGUUGGUAUUCUGCUCAGGUGUUUACCGAAGCAGCCAAAGACUGAGGUGGGUAGUUUGGAGGAUGUGCUUGCAAAAGCUCCUGAAUAAGUGCUGGGAAGACAAAUUUAAAUUAGAGUUAUGAAAGUAGAUUGUGGAUAAAGAAUUGCACAUUUUAAAUGUUGUAACGGUUAUGAAAUGGCAUACUGGUACUCUUUGCUGUACAUUUAAAUAUUUAUACAGUUUUGUAGAAUUAAAAUAUACUGGUUU
Molecule: messenger RNA, 6050 nt
Organism: Falco peregrinus (peregrine falcon)
Lineage: Eukaryota; Metazoa; Chordata; Aves; Falconiformes; Falconidae
Gene: GALNT13
Product: polypeptide N-acetylgalactosaminyltransferase 13
Exons: 13
Coding region: 508-2178 (556 amino acids)
Cellular component (GO): Golgi apparatus
Source: RefSeq, a predicted model, not a curated record